Molecule: messenger RNA, 762 nt
Organism: Ogataea philodendri
Lineage: Eukaryota; Fungi; Ascomycota; Pichiomycetes; Pichiales; Pichiaceae
Exons: 2
Coding region: 1-762 (253 amino acids)
Biological process (GO): cellular response to oxidative stress
Cellular component (GO): cytoplasm
Molecular function (GO): quinone reductase (NADPH) activity; zinc ion binding
Source: RefSeq, a predicted model, not a curated record
AUGACUCUUCCAACUACCCAGAAAGCUAUUUACUUCACUGAGAACGGAGAUCGCGACGUUCUCAAGUACGAAGACGUACCAGUUCCUAAGAUUGGAGAGGACGAAAUCCUUAUUAAAAACAGGUACGCUGGAAUCAAUUUUAUUGAGGUUUACUUCAGAAAGGGUGUCUAUCCAAGUGAGAAGCCUUACACUUUAGGUCGUGAAGCCGCCGGUGAGGUUGUUGCAGUUGGAUCAAAGGUCGACAAAGUCCAAGUCGGAGAUAAGGUCGGAUACUUGUAUCCUGGAAGUUUCGCUCAGUACACCAAAGUUCCAGCUUCACACAACAUUCUGAAGCUGCCUAAGGAUACCUCUGACGAUCUCUUGAAACUUGUGUCUGCCUCGUUGCUUCAAGGAUUAACCGCAUUGACUUUUAUCUACGAAGCAUACGAUGUGAAGGAAGGUGAUUACAUUCUUGUUACUGCCGCUGCCGGUGGUGUGGGUCUCAUCUUGAAUCAAUUGCUAUCUAAAGUCAAGAAAGCUCAUGUGAUAGCACUUGCUUCAACAGAGGAGAAACUUAAGCUUGCCAAAGAAGCGGGUGCUGAAUUCUUGAUCAAUUCUUCCACAACAAGUCAAGAGGAGCAAAUCAAGAAGAUUCUUGAGAUCACUAAUGGUGAGGGCGUUGCCGCUUCCUUUGACUCUGUUGGAAAAGAUACACUCGAGCUUUCUUUGGGAGCAGUUGCCAGAAAAGGUACAUUUGUCUCGUAUGGUAACGCAUCGGUAUAA